GCAACAACUCCACUCUGCAUUACGCGCCUCCGCAACGCAACCACCACCAUGACGCAACACCGCUUCCUUCUCGUCACAUUCCCCGCUCAAGGCCACAUCAAUCCUUCCAUGCAAUUCGCAAAGCGUCUCAUCAGCACCACGGGCGCGGACGUGACCUUUUUCACGGCCACAUCUGCCAUUCGCCGCAUAGGCAAUGGCUCGUGUACUCCUCGUGGCCUGACUUUUGCUCCCUUCUCUGACGGCUAUGACGACGGGUUUAAGCCCGGGGACGACAUAGAUCUCUACAUGUCCGAGCUAAGGAGCCGUGGCUCGCGAGCUCUCGCGGAUAUCGUGGUGUCUAGUGCGAACGAGGGCCGCCCUUACACUUGCAUAGUGUACACCAUACUACUCCCUUGGGUGGCGGUAGUGGCCAGUGAACUUCACCUCCCGGCCGCGCUCGUUUGGAUUCAGCCCGCCGCAGUGUUCGACAUAUACUACUAUUAUUUUAACGGCUACAAAGAUCUCAUCAGAAACAGUGCCACGGCUAAUAAUAGUGACCCUUCCCAUGCAGUAGAAUUACCAGGACUGCCACAAUCGCUGAAGAGCCGCGACCUGCCCUCCUUCAUGGUGGAUUCGAAUCCGUACAAUUUCGCUCUCCCAUUGAUUGAAGAACAGUUCGAGCUGCUACGAAAAGAAAGCAAGCCAACCAUCCUGGUGAACACGUUCGAUGCACUUGAGCCGGAGGCGUUAAAAGCAAUUGACGAGUUCAACUUGAUCGGAAUCGGGCCAUUAAUGCCAUCUGCUUUCUUGGACGGCAAGGAUCCAUCCGAUAAAUCAUUCGGAGGCGAUCUAUUCGAGAAUUCAAAGAACUCAGCGUACCUAGAAUGGUUGAACUCGAAGCCGAAAGAAUCUGUCAUCUACGUCUCGUUUGGGAGCAUUUCCGUGCUGUCCAAGAUUCAAAUGGAGGAAAUUGCAAAAGGGUUGUUGAAAUCUGGUCGUCCGUUUCUGUGGGUGAUUAGAGAAAACCAAAAGAACGGAGAAGGUAAGGAAGAGAAAGAAGAAGACAAACUGAGUUGCAGAGAGGAACUAGAAGAGCUUGGGAUGAUAGUCCCGUGGUGUUGUCAAGUGGAGGUUCUGUCAAAUACUUCAUUGGGUUGUUUUGUGACACAUUGCGGCUGGAAUUCAAGCUUGGAGAGUUUGGUUUCUGGGGUACCAGUGGUAGCUUUUCCUCAGUGGACAGACCAAGGCACAAAUGCCAAGUUGAUAGAGGACACUUGGAAGACAGGAGUGAGGGUAGCACCGAAUGAGGAGGGUCUUGUUGUGGGUGAGGAGCUUAAGAGGUGUUUGGAUCUGGUGAUGGAAAGUGAAGAGAUGAGGAGGAAUGCUAAGAAAUGGAAGGAUCUGGCAAGAGAGGCUGUGAGUGAAGGAGGGUCUUCUAACAAGAAUCUGAAGGUCUUUUUGGAUCAGAUUGGAGAUGGUUGUUUUCUAGCCUAGAAAGAUUGAUGCAUGUACGUUGACAAGGAAAAGCUAUAUGAUUGCUUAGGCCUUAGUGUACCUUUUUUUGUUUUUUCCCCCUCUACUAUUUUCUUUUCUUUAGUCACGUGUAUGAAAGAAUAGUUUGAGUUGCUAGAAAAUGUAAACCAAUAUUUUCUUGGAGAAAAAUGUAGUCUUGAUGAUAAAAUAAAUUUAAACUUUUUCUUUUCACUUUUUA
Messenger RNA from Rosa rugosa (rugosa rose), 1690 nucleotides. RefSeq names its product phloretin 4'-O-glucosyltransferase-like. The record is from RefSeq and is a predicted model, not a curated record. The transcript has a single exon. Gene Ontology annotation, molecular function: UDP-glycosyltransferase activity. Bases 49 to 1473 code for a protein of 474 amino acids. NCBI's taxonomy places the organism in Eukaryota, Viridiplantae, Streptophyta, Magnoliopsida, Rosales, Rosaceae.